Molecule: messenger RNA, 2458 nt
Organism: Vitis riparia (riverbank grape)
Lineage: Eukaryota; Viridiplantae; Streptophyta; Magnoliopsida; Vitales; Vitaceae
Product: heavy metal-associated isoprenylated plant protein 35-like
Exons: 4
Coding region: 1331-2137 (268 amino acids)
Molecular function (GO): metal ion binding
Source: RefSeq, a predicted model, not a curated record
UUUUUGUGAUAUUAUUUUAUUUUUUGGGUGUUGAACAAGGUGCAAGAGUACAGAUUGCAGCACCCCUUUUUAUUUUUUAGGUCCCUUAUAUUUUUAGACUUGUUUAUGGCCAUGCAUAGCAUCAAAUGCCAUGAUGCAGAAGCAGCUUGCAAUGUGUUUACUUGACACUUGAUCCUCUACUAGUGGUUCCCUAACAAGACUAACCUAUUGGAUAGAAAUACAGUCAUGAACCAAUGUUUACCAAAAAUCUGGCUUUUCCUUCUAAAUUGAUCAUUUGAUCUUAUAAGCUUCUGUAUGAUACUAUAUGCUGAGCAUGCCCAACAUUCAGGGAAUUGGCUUGCACAGCAGAUGCUUCCACCUUGUGAGAUGUUACCUUUCACACAAUUUUGAACUACAAGUUGUGGUUAUGUAAUAGCAAAGUUGUGAAACUAAUGAAUUGCUUUCCAAAAAUAUUACUGAAUUUGUUGCCCAGUUGCUCCGAAUUUUAUUUGAGGCCUUAAAUUAAAUUUUGACUAAGUGGCUUAAUGGUCCUUAGAUUUUCAUUUCUUCUUGUUAUGUGUAGUUGGAGAGCUCUAAAUGUAUACUACUUAAUUUAAAAUUUGUUCCUUUAUUCUACUGGCUUUGCAUUAAUCCAAGGCUAUAAGUGGAAAUGCGCCUGGUUUUAGAUAGAGCUGCCAAGAUAUAGCAUCACCUGCCUACCAACUUAAAAUCUAUUUAAUUUUUCUAUGCUUGUGCUUGUUCUUUUCAUUUAUUGGUUACAUAGAGAUUGGGAUGUCUCAACUUGAUUAUAAAUAAUUGGAUGAGGCUUUUUGUUAACCUUUAGGAUUAGAUGAAGUAUAAUAAUACUCAAUUUCCAUGCAGAGAAAAUGAUGCCACAAGGGAAAAGGGUCCAGUAGCAUGGAUAACAUAAAAUAUGGUUCAUAUCAUCAUUAUACAACUGGAGAUUUAGGCAUUGGUAUACAGCUUCAAAGAGAUGACAUGAUUCUUGAUUUUCAUCUUUAGUGCUUAAAUGAAUUGAAAUACAAAUUUACUGUAUUCAAGAUUAAUUUUUCUUAUAUCAGUAAAGCAGCUUGGGAUUGAGUUGAUGUCAAUUGACAGCUGGAUCCAUGUUUAGGUUUGUUUUGAAUAUGAUGUUCUUGCGCAUGUACAUGGUUUGUGAGGAUGAAAGUAGCAUCUUCCCAUGUAAUACCACUUUUAUUGCCCAUUGUCCACUUCCUUCAGAGAUUGGUACAGGUUGAGUCAUAGCUGAUCAAAGUUCAAACCAAGCUCUUGACAGAAUAUGAAAGAGGUUUUUAUUCAACUGGCCUGAUUCAGUGUCAUUUUGGCUAAGAUGGCAACAUCACCAGCUCAAGAUCCUCCACAACCACUCAAAUACCAGACAUGGGUCUUGAAGGUUUCCAUCCACUGUGAAGGUUGCAAGAAGAAAGUGAAGAAAGUUCUCCAUAGCAUCGAUGGUGUUUAUACAACAGUGAUUGAUUCUCAGCAACAUAAAGUUACAGUCACUGGAAAUGUGGACGCAGAGACCCUAAUCAAGAAGCUGGUGAAAACUGGAAAACACGCUGAGCUUUGGCCAGAGAAGCCUGACAAUAAGGAGAACAGCCCUGGAAAAUCAAAGAAUAAGAAGAAACAACAUGAUGCCAAAGACAGCAAUAAAGGUAACGGUGAGGGUGAUCAGAAGAAUUCAGCAGAUAAGCCUGAAAACUCUGCAAAAGAUGCCAAGAAAGAUGAUGAUGGUGCUGGAGCUAAAACUGCUCCCUCUCCUGAUGAGCUGCAGGGUGAUGAAGGUGGUGAAAGUGAGGAGGUUGAUGAUAAAACCAGUAGCAGCACAGGUGGCAAAAAGAAGAAAAAGAAGAAGGGGCAAAACAAUAAUCCCACCAACCCCAACCCAAACUCUGGCGCUCCGCCAGCUGACACUGAAUACCCUGUUUCCAGUCCAAGCCCAGCACCACCUCCGAACCCUCCACUUCCUACCGUAUACCCUUACCCAGCUCUGUAUUACCCUCCUCCAGUAUAUGGACUUAACUACAAUACGGCAUCAUUUCCUAGCACAAGCUCUUACUACUAUCGCCCUGCAACACCGAUUGAUCCGAUUGAAGAGUUGAAUGAUGAAGACAACAAAGGGUGCUCAAUCAUGUGAGCAUGGCGGGCUACUAGGUAUAUGUAGCCUACGCUAGUAUAAUUAGUGUAUUUUGUACGUAAGAUUUGCAUGCAUGCAUAGAGAAACUGAAGAUUGGAGGAAAAUUAGGUGAAAUAAAAGGGUUUGUUUCUGGGGUUUGGAGGGUGGUUAUUGUAUUUUGUCUCUUCAUGUAGCUUUGCUUACAACUUUGGUUUUGCUUAAGCAGGUCACUUGCCUUGUAAUGUUUAUUUGUUUGUAGGGCCUGAAAAUCUCUUUUUUCUUGGCACCAUGAUGUGUAAAGCAGAUUUUUGUUUAUGAAAAUUUCUCUCACUCUUAUAUAUA